This is a messenger RNA of Eupeodes corollae, 3291 nucleotides long. Its product is annotated as acyl-CoA Delta-9 desaturase-like. Bases 264 to 1403 code for a protein of 379 amino acids. Gene Ontology annotation, biological process: unsaturated fatty acid biosynthetic process. Lineage: Eukaryota; Metazoa; Arthropoda; Insecta; Diptera; Syrphidae. The transcript is spliced from 6 exons. Gene Ontology annotation, molecular function: stearoyl-CoA 9-desaturase activity; iron ion binding. The record is from RefSeq and is a predicted model, not a curated record. Gene Ontology annotation, cellular component: endoplasmic reticulum membrane.
AUCAGUUUGAAUUUAAACCGCGACCCGUUUACGUUAACUCUGAACUGUAGGUCCGUGCUGUGUGAGGUGAAACUCAACUCGAAGCCGAAGCAGACUCCGAGAAGAAAAGAAAUAAAAAUCUUUAUUCAAAUGGAAAUAUUUAUUCAUUUGAAAAAUACAUUUUUUUUAAUUUAAAAAACAAAUUUUAAAUUUGCAUCGUACCUACUGGAAGGAAGGAAGUUUAACCCCCUAAAGGAGAAACGUCAUAAGGAAAAGGUGAUAACAUGGCCCCAAACGCAACAUCAGCAACACAAGUUCUAGGCGAGUCGCUAGCAUCAUCCUGUGGAGCGGGAGGUGAAUCGGCAAAUAGCAAAGUUGAAGCAACAGGAGUUUUAUAUGAAUGUGAUGCUGAGACAACUGAUGGAGGACUAGUGAAGGAUCUGGAAAAGCUUAAGCACGCCGAUAGGCGAAAAAUAAAAUUAGUUUGGAGAAAUAUUAUCGCAUUCACAUACCUGCACUUGGCGGCUGCUUAUGGAGCUUGGUUAAUGUUAACAUCUGCCAAAUGGGCUACAGUUGCCUUUGCAUUCUUCUUGUAUAUUGUAUCAGGAUUGGGCAUUACAGCUGGAGCACAUCGUUUAUGGGCUCAUCGAUCCUACAAAGCUAAAUGGCCACUACGAGUCCUUCUUGUUCUUUUCAAUACAGUUGCGUUCCAAGAUGCCGCGUAUCAUUGGGCCCGUGAUCAUCGUGUACAUCAUAAAUUUUCAGAAACCGAUGCUGAUCCACAUAAUGCUACAAGAGGCUUCUUCUUUUCACAUGUGGGCUGGCUGCUAUGCAAGAAGCAUCCAGAAGUUGCUGCCAAAGGAAAAGGUGUUGAUUUAUCGGAUCUGAGGGAAGAUAAAAUCCUUAUGUUCCAGAAGAAAUACUAUAUGCUUCUUAUGCCAGUUGCAUGCUUUAUUAUUCCAACAUUUGUUCCAAUGUACUAUUGGGGUGAAUCAUUCCUUAAUUCAUGGUUUGUAGCAACUAUGUUCCGAUAUGCAUUCAUCUUGAAUGUUACAUGGCUAGUUAACAGUGCAGCGCAUAAAUUCGGUGGAAAACCAUAUGACAGGUUCAUCAGUCCAUCAGAAAACCAAUCUGUUGCAGUUCUUGCCUUCGGUGAAGGUUGGCACAAUUACCAUCACGUCUUCCCCUGGGAUUACAAGACCGCCGAACUGGGAAAUUACCGUCUAAAUUUAACAACAGCCUUUAUUGAUUUCUUUGCCAAAAUUGGUUGGGCCUACGAUCUUAAAUCUGUUUCGGCCAACAUCAUCGAAAAACGCGUCAAACGAACAGGAGAUGGAACACACGCAACUUGGGGCUGGGGUGACAAAGAUCAACCCAAAGAAGAAAUAGAAGAUGCAUUAAUCACGCACAAGAAGGAUGAUUAAAUCUGCGAGUAGUUCCCAAGAAUCAAAUAAAAAUCUUAUAAUAAUAGUCUAGACAUGGUCCGGUUGAGACGUUGAACAAUACAAACAAAAAUUAACGUUGCACCAAGUGUGUCUAUUCUAUUCUCUCCCUGACUGUGUUAAAAAACAUCUCUUUAUUUUUUUUUUCUCUAUAAAUAUAAAUAUUGUUAAAUGUAAAAUUACACAACUCAUAUUCUCUUCAUUUUAUUAUUUUUUGUACUAAUAAAUUAUUAUUUUUUUAAAAAUUAUUUCGGCCAAUUAAUUUUAAGCUUUUUUUCGGUUUUUUUUUAAAUUAAAAUUAUAAAACUAUCAUAUUAUUAUAGUUUUGGUACGGAUAUAAUCUGAAGAGUGGUUUAACAUCAUUAAAAUAACAAUUAUUUUUUUUAAACAAAUUUAGUAUUUAUAUGUGUGUUAAAUAAUAAAAUUAAAAGAGAAAAUAAUAAAACAAAAAUAUCUAUUAAGUAUUCUAGGAAAGAAAUGCUACGAUGAAAAUAAAAAUUGAUAAAUGAUGAUGGCUACCUUAAUUUUGAGUGUCAAAUGCACUUUAACAAUGGUUUUUUUUAUUUUUGUUUAAAUGUUUUUUUAAGAAAGUGAUGUGCAUGAGAAGAGAACUGGUGAUUGAAUCCCUUUAUAGCAUUAAAUGCUUUUUAAAUAUAUAUUUAUAUUAUUUUUUACUGUAUCCAAAAUUGUAUAAAUCAAAAGCAUGUUCAUAACUGCAAUAUUUUAAAACAGCGGAAAUAUCUGCUACACAUAUUUAUCAAUCGUACCUAGUUUUAAAUUACACAGAAAGUAGUAAGAUCAAUAGGGUAUUGCAAAAGCAGAAAUAUCAAAGAAUGUUUUAAAAUUUACUUAAGUUUUUUUAAAAACCACACAUUCGAAUGUAUAUGAUCUUGUUUAUUUCGCAUGUAAGUACGUAAUAUCCAAAACAUAUUACUUUUGAAAACGUACCCUACAUUAUCACUAUAACCUAACCCCAAACCUCGGUUUCUUGCGUACAAACAGAGCUUAAACAUCUUAUAUGUAUAUUUGUUGCAAUAAAUACAAAGAAUAAAAUGUUGUUCGGAAUGAUAAAACUAACUUUAUAGUUAAUUAUUCUAUUGUUACCUUAUUAAACAAAAACAAAUCACUGAAUAAGCUUUUAACUAAAACUUUAAUGAAGAAAAACAACUACAAAAAAUAUUACUUACUACACGCCUAUUUUAUACUUAAGAGGAACAGUUGUAAAUUAUAUUUAUAAAAAAGAAAAAGAUCUAAUAAAAUAAAGUUACUGGAUAUACAUAUAUAUUUUUUUGAAAUACACAACAAUUUUUAUUUUAAGAACAUAAAAUAAAAUAUAAAUUUGUGGAAAAGUAUGCGUCUAAAAAAAUGUUUCUUAUAAAAUUCGGCAUAUGUAUAUUGUAUGUGUCCUGACUGUUUACAAAAGUACGAAGUAUAUUUUACUUCAGAGUACAUUUUUUGAUAUCAUUUUAUAAAAGAAAACAAAUAAAUAAAUAUAUGUAUAUGUUUGAAUUCUGUAAAACAGACAAGAGCAUAUAAUAUGAGAAUAGAUAUUAAUAUUGCUUAAAUAUUAAUAAACAGAAAUUUUUGUUGAAAUAAAAAAAAGAAAACAAAAACAAAGUGUAACUAUAUUAACGAUAAAAACUAAAAAAAUAACAGAAGAGAAAAUUCAUGUAGCCAAAAUCUGUAAUUUAAUAUGUGAAGUUAUUAGAUUACCUUUGUUUAUUAUAUAUGCUUAUAUAAAUAUAACGAGACAAUUUGAUCAAACACACCUUAAUCAAAAGAAAUUGUAAGAAGGAAAUACCAAAAACAAUAAUAAUAAAAUUAUUAGGUAUACUAACCAUGAAUCAAUUAAAUGUGAAAUGGAACAGAA